CAGAUCGUUCCGUCGUCUGAGGUGGUAACGUUUUUCGGCUUUUCCUACUAGUUUUUGCUAUUGCUCCAAGCGAGGGCCAGUGCAAGUGCGAUGGUGUCGCGUGGGAUCAUCUUCUUCAGUGCAGCAGUAAUUCUCCUGGCGAAAUCAACGACUCAACAUCAAUUCAACGUGCGCGCGAACCUUAUUCAUCAGCUGCUGUGACUGGGUCACCCAAAUUCGCACAGUUUAGUGCUAAUUGACCAAAAUUGUCUGCGGUGACAAUAAAUGCCGCCGAGUGACGCUUUAGUAGUAACUACACGCAAAGCAAUUGUAGCUGGUCGGUCGGUGGCGAAGACUUCGGGCGGUCUAGCUGGGCUCGGUUGGCCCAGUCGAAUGCUGAAGAGGGAGGCACAAUUUGUGUUUAUCUUAAAACAUUCCAACCCGGUCAGUGUUCAGUGAAUCAAAGUUACCGAAGGCAGCGUGCUGUUCUGUAGUGCAUUCUUAAAUCACAGCAGGCGGAUUCCACCCAUCAUCAACAGCAACAACUGGGCAGCAGCUGCAGAAGUUACCGACAGUUUAUCAGGCAGAGUUAAACCAAAACAAAAUGCAAAUCGAGUUGGCUGAGUUUAGUCAGAAGCUACAGGAGUACCGGGCCAUCUUGGAACGGCUGCAGAGCGAGAAGCAAUCGUACCAACAGAGACGGGAGCGACUGAGCAAACUCAGCCAACGGCGUCGCUCGGAAAUCCGGAAACCAGAUGUUGUAUGCUACAUGUGUAACGCCAACAUCGAAGUCGAGGACACAAACAGUUUCGCAACAUGUCGCGGUUGCGAGCGACUGGUGUGUCGGAGCGAGGAGAAACAAUGCUGCGAAUGGAUCCCAGCGAUAGGCAUUUGGGAGUGUCGAAAUUGUCACUCGAGCCGCGUGAUCCAGCAGAAAGCAGGCGAGUGGUUGCUCAAUCAACUGACCAGCCGGUUGCAGAAUCCAGGUCCGGUCAACUUGAACAGCGAAGGCUUGCUUGGAUUGACCGAUUCUGACGACGCCCGAAGCUGCACAUCGUCAAUUUCGUCAAAUCAAAAAGUCAAGGUGCGAGAGUUCAUCGAAGAAUUGCUAUCUUCUCUGCUCAACGGACCACUCGAUGAUGUCUCCGUUGGACAACUCAUGGAAAACGAGAGCUAUUCAAAGGUGUUCCACAGGUAUCACUCACGUUUGGGCAGGUGUCUGUACAACCUGGAGCUCUCGAUACAUCAGUCGUUGUCCGAUCUGCCACUGAUCGAAGGCCAAACCGAGCCGAGCAGCCCGAGCGAUACGCACUUCGAACUGCGUAAGAUGCUGCAGAAGAUCCUGGAUGAGGUCGCCAAACUUCCGGGGCUGCUGAACCACAGUGGCUUCCCGUUGCGACCGGAGGAGCAUCUGCCGUACUUCAGCCCCAAGAAGUACGAACAGCUGCUGGCCACCGCUGUGCUCAAUAAGGUUGUGGAGGACUACCGCAAUCCGAAGAACUUUGAACACGUGAAACCGGAAGCGGACACGGCUGGCCCUCCGACGACUGGAGCGACAUCGGCGGGUUCAGCGCCGGCCACCACCGGGACUACCUUCGACAUCAACCACAACAAGGUUCCUGGUGAAAGCCUAUUGAACGAAGCCAACCUAAGAAAGAUGUCGUUGGAUAAGGAGUUGAAGGAGGAAUUGUACAAUCGAUCGUUGUCAGAAUCUGACGAGUCUUAUCUAAGUGAUUACAUCCAGAAACACACAGUGCCUUUACCUGAUCUGUCGGAUACCACCGGAUCAGGUCCUGAAGAUGAUGUGAUAUCACUCAAAUCGAACACCACUGAUGGAACGUGGGAGGAAAAUUGGUUGUUCAAAAAACGCCAGCUCAAAUCUACGGAGUCUUCAAUAGCCAUGCUAGUGCCAUCUCCAACCGAAGAAGUUAAGGCGCUUAUCGGCGAUAAAAACGCUGAUGAAGUCAGCGAUCUAUCCGAAGCCGGAUCAGAUGUUGAAGAGUAUGACUCAGAUAGCAAUGUAAAAAACACUGAUACCGGUAGCUCCCCUAAAAAGGCUGGGAAUUCACUUGAUGAUCAUGCUCAGGACAGUUUGAUCUCCAUCAACUCAAUCGCUUCCAAUGAGCCGGUACUUUCGGAAGCCAAGAAUGAUUUGUUACUGCAGGAGCAAACAGUAGCACAAGAACUUCACAAUAACAUGGUGAAUGAUCUUAUUAGUAUUGAGCCGUGCUCAGUAAAAACGGAAGCUGCUAAUCCAACGUUGAUAGAAAACAAAUCGAAUCCGUUCCUGAGCGGACCCGAAUCGGUAUUAAUUGAAGAAAACAAUAACAUUGUCAAGCUGGAUGAAGUUGAAACCGACGACAUUAAACUUAUGCAGGAACGUAUUCAAAAUACGCCGAAGCAAUGUGACGUUGAUGGCAAUGUGAUGUAUCCAAUUGGAAUCGCUAGAACAAUCCCAGUUGACGGCCACUCCAGUGAGUGCGACCGAAAAGAAGUCCCAAUAGACAGAGCACACUCUAACACCGAACACAUCACAAGCCCCAUUGAAACCGUAUCCGAAGUAGAUGUAGAUCACCCUAUUACCCCUCGUAGCAAUAACCUUAGUAUCAGCCUUAACCCUGCUCAAAAUAAUAUGGAAAGUGAAAGCCCAAUGACGCCAGCCAUCGAAAGUACGCUUGAUCCAAACAGUACAAUAUAUGCUGAACCGCUUUCCCCACAUCCCAUCGUACUCAACAUAACGGAAGUCUUCGAGCGUUCCAUGAAACCUCCACUAAUGUCUAUUUCAGAGGAGGAUUUCUCAACUAACGCUUCGACUGCCGUUCAACCAACCCUAAUGCCUUCCGACAGUAAUACCUCCACAAACGGUGAAAGCGAUUUCAAAACUCUCUCACAAAAUAGUUCAGACGAGAUCACUGCAGCGACGACCGACACCGAUACCAGCUUCACUUUGGAUAGCCUGGAUCCUUCUCAGCAAUCGCUUGACUCUUCUGUUGAAAGUAGUCGACACUACCGAGAGGCUGAAUUUAGCUCAAUUAACAACGAUAAUGAAUUAUCCGAAGCGUCUAAGAAAUCGUUGGAUCUUCUAGAACUGAAUGAAACUUCUAACGGAGCGGUUUACGUUUGCGAUACCAGCAACCUACAGUUUGCUGAGCAGCUAAGAGAACUGCGAGAACGGCAGGAGCAGCCAGACCAAAAUGAUGUAGAUUGUGAGCAGAAAGUUGAACAAAUACGCCUUACACAAGAUUUGGUAGCGUUCAACAAAAAUGCUCCUAGCCCUGAUGCGCUGGUGGAGCAGAGUGCGCAAACAUCAAAGCAAUCGGUGGCAAUCGACGAAGGUAGUGGUAAAGCAGGUCUUGAAAGUGUUGAAAUCCGUGAACGACUAGUAACAGAAGUAGGCGUUGACAACAGUACAGGCAACCAAAAAGUUGAAAGAAUUGAUCAAGGAGAUAACUUUGAUGAAAAGAUAUCCACGAAUGAGGAAGCUGAACCACUACUUGAUGUUGCGCAAGAUGCAAUAGGCGAUCAAAACAUCGAAUCGACCCUGUUUCAUGAUGUUGUAGAAAAGGCCAUAAUUUUAGAAUUACAGCCAAUUGGAUCGCAAGAAAACAAAUGCCCUACUACUUCUGAUGUCGGAAGUUCUGACGAAAACCUGAUAGUUCCUGAAAGCCAACUUGUAAUAAACAGCUCCGGUUCUAACAUUCCCGAGACAUCCGCAGAUAAUAUUGAGGUCGCUGCUGAUCCCACUGUAGAUUUAUUGGGAUUCACCGAAUCGCCGACAGCUUCCAAUGAGCCAAUUACAGAUCAGGCUCUGUUCAAUGAUAACGAAACAUACGUUGAAAAGGUAUCGUCAUCCUCGGAAACUACCACCAGCUCCGUAGAUUCGGUAGUUGAUCUCGGAGCUCAAAAUCACAUCAAAAUGGAAGAAAAUCGGUCGUCCGAAGAGUCUGAACAAACUGAUCUUCUAAGCUUCAUCGCCAGUCCAGUGCAUAAUUUGCCCGACGUUAUUUCAGGUACUCCCGAAGCAUUAGACGAAUCCGACAAUGAACUGCUGAAAUCAAGCGAUGGUUUACCAUCCCAGUCAGGAUCAUCUAGUCCAACGGACACGUCCACUGAAGCUGUAGCGGGAUCCGUCGAUAGAGUCUCCAGUCCAGAAGACUUUUAUCCUACCCCCAGAGUGAGUUCGAAUGAUCCAAUGACUCGAGCUUCUGCUCUCGAUGACCAGUCACAGCCUACUCCGAUAGCAAUCGUAACCCAGCAGAUGCGGCAAUACUGUGAAGAGUUGAAAGGUAUUCUUUAUCCACGUGAAACACCCCAACCAACAUCUGAAACAUCCGGGGAACAACCACAACAAUCAUCUGAGAUCCCCGAGGCUCUUCUGCUCUUCCAGGAAGAGCUACGUGCAGCUAAUGAGGAUCCUUCACAAAGUGUGGUCAAACCUUGUAAAGAUCAUCCCAUACAAACCAUUGCUGUUGACAGUUACAAGAUGCCUGCUUCGGAAACUCUUACCACACCGUUGGAACAGUUUGCUGCACUGUCAGCUAUUUACAACCAGAGUCUGCGGGACAUGGACCAUGAGAAAGAAACUGCUCCUGAGGCUGAGGAUACCUCUUGUUCAUUGAAGGAUACCAAUGAAAUUGUUUUGGGUACGCCCUCCACAGAAGAAUCCGUACUUUCGGAAGCAAUCAUUACCGCUGAUGAGAAUGAUCCACAACCAAAAGCCGAAUCUUGUGAAGAUCAACUGGUACAAGCGAAUAGCACAGAGAGUUCCAGCGCACCGAAGUCUGAGUCUCUUCCGACACCGAUGGAAGACUUUGCCAUACGGUCAGAUCUUUACAAUCUCACUUUACGUAAAAUUGACAACGUGGAUGAAAAUAUACCUGUGGCAGUGACAGAAGCUUCUCCAGCAAUUCCAGAAAUGUGUGAUCAUCCAGAGGCUCUUCAAUUCCAAGAAGAGCUACGUGUAGCCAAUGAUGAUCCCACACAAGCUGAAGUUAAGCCUUGUAAAGAUCAUCCUAUACAAAGUAUUACUUCAGGCGGCUCUGAUACACCCGUAUCAGAAUCUCUUCCUACACCGAUGGAAGAAUUUGCUGUAAAAUCUGCGAAUUAUAAUCACAGUUUACGUAGAAUCGACUACGUAGAAGAAAGUACUCCUGUGGCUGAAGAUGCUUCUUGUUUGCACAUGGAAAACCAUGAACUAUCAAUCACCAACGCAAUCGUGACGGUCACACCCUCUGCAGAAGAACACGCUGUUCAGGAAGCGAUUAUUAUUGAACAUACUCCUACUCCUGAACCAAUUGCGGCAGUUGAAGUUUCCUACGAAAGACAAGUUACAGCAACAGUUGAAGAGCUGAAAGAUGACCGCAAGCAGAACCAAGAUAUUCUAGAAAGCAUAGUCGCUCGAAGCUCCAGUACUCCAAUAGAGCUGGAACAGUCCUCGUUAGCGGAAGAGAAAUCCCAGUGCGAUCCUGUACUCUCUUCAGCUGAUCCGGAGUGUUCCCCGAAAGAAAAAGACACCCCAACAGAUUUGGAACUGGCCUCACUGACGGUGCCACAUUCCGCGGUUUGUGUGCUGACUAACACUGGUGACACUAACCUCACUAAUGCAGCUGAAAGUGAUGUUACUAACACAACGCAUGCUAAUCAACCCCCGAGCUUUACCUCGGAGGCAACCAUCACGAUUGUAGAACCAGACUCAUAUCAUUGUCCACAAAUUGCAGCACAAUCUGAAGCAGUGGAGAAACAGAAACCAUCCGAAACGAGUAACGGUCACGUGCCGGCAGUGGCAACCAACGGUGAUAGUAAGGACGAUUCGGCGGAGGACGAAAUGCUGAUUCCUGGAUCUAUCGCCGAACGUGAGCACCUGAAGUGGCGCAACGCAUCACCGAUCGCCAACAAUCCGUACUCUCCAGACGUGCUACAGAAACGGCUUGAGGAAUCGAACAGAAAAUCCAGUCUGUUUGAUUUCGAUCGAUUGGCAGGUAAAGAUCCUACGUCACCAACCUUGGAAGUUCCAGACGAUUCCGACCUUCUGGUAGAUUCCAAAGAAGAAGAGGACACCGCUGAACAGGAUCGUUCACUUCAGUCCGUCCUGGGAGCCAAUCCCAACCAGUAUCAGAGAUACGGUCGAGAUUACUACAUCAACGAUGCCAAGCGUGCCUGUGGUUCCAGGAAACAAACACCCGACCUCCCGACCCAGCUAACCCACAGCACCGACGACGAGAAAUCUUUAUUGCUGUCACAGAAACAGGACCAACCAAUUAGCCUUAAGCCCUGCCACCAGAACAAUGACCAGCAGCCAGCGCCAGGAGCGUUUCCCUGUGUCAAGUCCAGUAGCUGUGGAAGCGUUGCAAACAAGCAGCAAUCGGAGGACAUCUUCUCCGCAGGACGACCCGUCGAGGUCACCCGUGAUGAUGACAUCUUGAAGAAAGGCACCAAAGUGGAAUGCCUCAGUACUCCUGCUCGGGAGAUCUACCUCGUUCCGGCGGAUGAGCCCAUAACUCCUCAUUCAUUGGGAUCGUCUUCCGAACUCAGCAUGGCAUCCAGGGCUGAUGACAGUCUGACGUUUAGUGAGGACUCGGACGUUACUCGCAUCUAUGAGAUUGGAACUGGUGAAUCCAAAGUGAUUCACGGAGAUGUUAUCGGUGGCGAGAAGGAUACAGGCCAGACACCACCUUCAACUCCCACCUAUGGGGAUCAACUAAUCAACACAGCCCACCCCAUAGACGAAGAACAAACUAUGAACAAAUUGAACACUCUCAAACAGCAGGAAAGUGAACUGCUGUCAGAAGAGAUUCUCGAGAUUAUUCCACAAGUGAGAGCUCUUACGCCGACACAGCCGGAGCAGAUUCCAGAAGAACCUUCUAGUCCAACCAUCGAUCGAAGUCAUCUGCUGAAACCGCACCUCCUCAAAAAUAAGCCUCUUUCUCCGGAGACGAUUAAGUUCUUUUCGCCGAAGAAACCUUUCUCAACAAACCUAGCAGCUUCAUCCUCGCUAUCGCAAUCAACAUCAGAAAUUCGAGAGCUACCUCUUCUGCCAAUUAGCCACUACCAUUCGUCACUGCACAUCGACUAUCCACCCACGAGACCUGCACCAGCACAUCAUGAUUUCAUUAUUGAAAAGGAGGUGAUGGAGGUGCUACCAUCGGUGAAAGAACUUGCCAAGUGCUACAGUGGAAGCCAGCAGGACGUCAACGCGGUACCUAAACCACUGCAUAAACCGAGGGUCAAACUGCGCAAGGACUUCAUUCGUCAAUCGUCGGACAUGCUGAACGAGGAACAACCUCAAGAAACUCGCAGUGGAAUGCCACAAGUGGAUAACAAAAACCGCCGAAUGUAUUGCAGCACCAGCAGCAUAACUGCAGCGGAGGACGGCCGUCGUGCGAACGUGGAAGCCUACAAUCCACCCUCCUUUGUACCGAUGGCCCCGGGUCAUAGCAUUACGGCUCGUAGCCUUUCCAAACAGAUUCGAGACGAACUGAAAAUCAACGCCACAGAUGACCACAAGGUGCAGGGAGGACACACAUCACCCGAGCGGCCCAGUAGUCCGGUGUUUGCUCCAGGGCACCUUCGAAGCAGUAUACAGUUCUUCGAAAGCUUGCGGGACAAACAGUGAGUGCCUGGAGCACGGACGAGCGAAGUCAGCCAAGGGAAACAGUAAUCAGUGCCAUUAUUCUCUAAAAUCUGUAAUAUGAUACCAAAAUUUCCGAAGUCUAUUUGUUGAGGGGAGUGGGAACGAGUCGCCUUUUGCCGUUUCGUUUUGAGUGUAAAUUAUGGAGUCAUUAGCAGUGAACUAUUUAUUUAUUCAUUAAUAAAGCAUUUAAAAUCCAUAGUAUUGUGAUAUGGAAACAUAAUUGGAAAAUUGCGCCGCGAAAAAGGGUAAAGUUGUGCUUUUGCUUUUCAGGAAAAAAUAGAAGAAAACAUAAUGAAUCAAGAAAACAUAAUCAAGUAAUAA
This is a messenger RNA of Aedes albopictus (Asian tiger mosquito), 7930 nucleotides long. RefSeq lists its product as uncharacterized. Lineage: Eukaryota; Metazoa; Arthropoda; Insecta; Diptera; Culicidae. The coding region runs from base 584 to 7591 and encodes 2335 amino acids. The record is from RefSeq and is a predicted model, not a curated record. The transcript has 19 exons.